Messenger RNA from Paramormyrops kingsleyae, 2882 nucleotides. Its product is annotated as ras-related protein Rab-21-like. Gene Ontology annotation, molecular function: GTPase activity; GTP binding. The record is from RefSeq and is a predicted model, not a curated record. Gene Ontology annotation, biological process: Rab protein signal transduction. Lineage: Eukaryota; Metazoa; Chordata; Actinopteri; Osteoglossiformes; Mormyridae.
UUUACUAUCAGCAGGUACUUAGCAGGCUGCACUUGACAGAAUCCUGCACCUGUCCCGUACGAAUGUUAUUGUUUUUAGCAAAGCCGAUCUUUGCUUUGCAGUCCGUGUCUUCACGCCGGACCUGCAGAGGACCUGCUCUCACCUGCAGGCACGUCCAGGCCAUCUAAUGUGACUCGCCCCCCGCUUCACGCCCCCCGCCCCACCUCUCCCUGCUUUUCUGCUGCUUCGUAUUCCGAAGACGGAUCGUCCCAGGAUGGCGACUGGGGCCGGUAAAGAAUACUCCUUCAAGGUUGUCCUGCUGGGAGAGGGAUGCGUAGGCAAGACGUCGCUGGCGCUGCGUUACUGCGAGAACAAAUUCAACGAGAAGCACAUCACUACCCUCCAGGCUUUCUUCCUGACGAAGAAACUGAACAUCGGAGGCAGAAGAGUGAAUCUCACGAUAUGGGACACAGCAGGACAGGAAAGAUUUCACGCAUUGGGACCCAUAUACUACCGAGACUCUAAUGGAGCUGUAUUGGUGUAUGACAUCACAGACGAGGAUUCCUUCCAGAAGGUGAAAAACUGGGUCAAGGAGUUACGGAAAACGCUGGGGAAUGAAAUAUGUUUAUGUAUAGUAGGGAAUAAAAUCGAUCUUGAAAGAGAGAGACACAUAUCCGUCCAGGAUGCAGAGGGGUACGCAGAGUCAGUGGGAGCCAAACACCACCACACAUCCGCCAAACUAAACCGAGGGAUUGAGGAGCUCUUUCUGGACCUCUGCAAGCGGAUGACCGAGGCAGCGGAGAUGGAAGACCAGCAGACGGGCGACGGCCACACCGGAGUUGCCCCCCGGAGAGGAGUCCGGAUCGUGGACGACGAGCCUCUAGGGGGCGUGGCCUUAGGGCGGGCAUGCUGUCCCUCCGGCUAGCCUUCGCACCCGUGGCCACCGGCAAACCCACAGCACAGCUGUCUCUGAGAAUUGUCCUAUCGACUGCCAAACAUUUAACACACAGGCCACGCCUGGUUAACAUGCCUAAUAGUGUUCCAGUACAGACAGUUCUCCGGUGAUGUAAAUAAUCCGUUCUACAAAGCCUGACGUAUGUCAAAUUUUCUGUAAUUCAGAUUUACCUUACUAUGUCAUUCAGGAAAGCAAACAACUCAAGUCAAAAUUACUAGUAAUAGAUACUAAACAAUACAAAUAAAUGAAUAGAUAAAGUGUAAAUUUACUUAUGGAUGUAUGUCGCCAUUUUGUGUUUGUGCUUCCGUCACAUCUAUGUACUCUGUCGUCCAUAUUUUUUUUUGUACAAGUCUGGAUCCACUUAAGUGGAGAGCUGCCUGUAUUUUGCAUAUUGUAACGCUGCUGAGAGCAAAAUGAUGAACCUAGGGGGGGAUCUGAUUCCCUACCCUCAUCCCUUGGUGUCUCCUCUAAUUAAACCAAAAAAUUACAGAAGGCCUUGCGGAGACGCACUCCGCUCAAACACAUUUGCACACAGGAAGUGUUUACUCACCAACACACAGCAUCUUCAUGUAGAACUGAAUUCUGCAAAGCAGUUCAUUUUGCUUUGUUUUGAAAAACUGAUCUGUAUAAUUUAAUAACAUGUAUAUGUUAUAUAGAAAUUUAUGAAACAGUUUUUAUAUUUUUGUGGUGCCUUCUGAAAGGUCUACAGUAGGUGGUGUUCCACUUUUAAUCAGGCAGAUGAUUUCUAUGUUUCCAGUCUUAUUUAGCCUGUCGCGCUCAGUGCUUUUUUACCCUUAUACGUGUACUUCCUGUCUUCUUAGUUGGUAUACGCACUGGAAGAGCUCUGUGCCACGUGUAAUGAUUUUAUCUGCCUUUUCCACCUUUUGUCAGGGUGGGCCAAUAACAUUUGAAUGCAUCACAGCUGCCACUGGAAAUGUAAUUUUUUUGGAAUUGUAAUUUUUUAACUGCUAGCAUUGGGAGUGUUUUGUAAUAGACCGAUUAUAAUGAUCUACAAUGAAGCGAUGUCAGAUGUCGUUGGCUACAUACAUAUUGUAUAGUUUAUUUGGGUUUGUGUAUAUUUCCUUAUAUAUUCCUUCCUAUGUCAUUUGCAUACAUUUGGCAGCCUUAUAGCCUAAAGACGCCUCUUAUCCUGCCAAGCAGCGUAGGACACAGAUAUACAGGGCAGGGACACCCUGGGCAGGAGGCCAAACAAGCAAUUUGAAACACUUAAUAUAACCCAAGACAUUCAGAUGUUUCAGAGAGGUCGAACGACCGUGAACAUACAAUAAGGGAAGACCGGAAAAACGUUACCCAGUCAGAUGAAUCUCGGAUUCUGCUGCGACACAGAUGAUAGGGUCUGAAUUUGGCAUAAACUACAUGAAAGCAUGGAUCCAUCCUGUCUUAAAUCAACGAUUCAGGCUGCUGCUGCUGGUGUAAAUGUGUGGGGGACUUUUGGCCCUUUAGUACCAACUGAGUAUUGUUUAAAUGCCACAGCCUGCCUGAGUAUUGUUUAAAUGCCACAACCGGCCUGAGUAUUGUUGCUGACCAUGUCCAUCCCUUAAUGGCCACAGUGUACUUGGCUUCUUAUGGCUACUUCCAGCAGGAUAACGCCCCAUGUUACAAAAGUCGUAUCAUCUUGACUGUUUCAUGAACAUGACAGUGAGUUCACUGUACUCAACUGGCCUCCACAGUCACCAGAUCUCAAUCCAAUUGAGCAGCUAUGGAUGAAGUAUAACAGGAGAUUUGCAUCAUGAAUGUGCAGCUGACAAAUUUCAGCAACUGCAUGAUGUCAUGUCAACAUGGACCAGAGUCAAGCACCUUGUUUAAUCUAAGCCAAGAAGAUCUCAUUUCUGGAGGCAAAAGGGGGUCCUGGUACUAGCAAGAUGUACCCCAUAAAUUUAUUUCACAAACCUAAUAAAAAUGGAAUGAUUCAUUCUCUUCACUCAUA